This is a messenger RNA of Naegleria lovaniensis, 1761 nucleotides long. RefSeq lists its product as uncharacterized. Gene Ontology annotation, biological process: regulation of DNA-templated transcription. Gene Ontology annotation, molecular function: zinc ion binding; DNA-binding transcription factor activity, RNA polymerase II-specific. Lineage: Eukaryota; Heterolobosea; Eutetramitea; Acrasida; Naegleriidae. The record is from RefSeq and is a predicted model, not a curated record. The transcript is spliced from 2 exons. Bases 1 to 1761 code for a protein of 586 amino acids.
AUGACCACGUCAAACUCCAACUCACCCAAACAGGAAUCAGAGCAAGGUUCAAAAAAUAAUUUGCAAGAAGACUUUUCGCCCACCAAUAUCAGCAGUUAUUCAUUUACUACCAAUUCUACCAAUACCACUACAUCAUCGAAUGAUGAAAGUCAAUUAAUGUCAGAUGCCAACACAUCAUGUUUAACGCCCACAACAAAUUCCUCAACAACCAAGAAAAAGAGAAGAUCCCACUCAAAAAAAGCUGCAUGCACCAAUUGUCAUAAAGCUCAUGCUCGAUGUGAUGAAGGAAGACCCUGUGCUCGAUGUAUUCGUCUAGGCUUACAAUGUAUUGAACCCAUGAAACGAAAAACCACUCGAGAAGAACGUGCGCAACUGGUUGAAGAACAUCGAAGGCUUACCACCAGUAUGAAAUUAUUACCGAGACCUUCUUCAUCGACCACACGAUCGAAUGCUUCCUUGUCGCCUCCUUCCGUGUCUUCCUCCUUCACACCCACUCUUGCUGCGAAUCAUUCGUGUGAUAUUCAAAGGUCUACUGGUGACAUUCAUGCAAUGCAUUCGUCUUCAGUUCCGACGUCGGUGUUAUCUUUGGGUGGAUCUGCUCCUUCUUCUUCUUCUUCGUCGGUAUUAACCAUGUUGCAUGCAUCUUGUUUUCAAAACAAUCCUCCUCCUCAGUAUCAUCAACAUGGGAAUGCUCCACAACCUGUGAGCAUGUUUUGUUCGAAUCUGGAUGCAACAGGAAUGCGAGGUGUUUCAUCAAUUCAUUCCACGAUUGGCUUAUUCCAUCCACAUGUACGUGGUCAUCAUCAACAACAACAACAACAACAACAAACAACGCAACAUAGAGAAGUACAUCCUGCAAGGUUGUUUUCAAACAACUCAACAGCUAAUCCUUCCAUGAAUGAACAAAUGCGACAAUCCAUGGAUGAGCAUUCGCCUGCUGUUGUUGUCAGCCAAUAUCCAUUACUAGUAGAAACAACAAGUACUCCGACACAGAAUAGUAGUGACAAUGUUGUGUCGGCAUCUCCAUCGGUCAUUGGCAAUCCUCAAUUGAACAUUGCAAAUCAAAUCAACACCUUUCCAUACAUGUCGAAUGCUGGCGACACGAUUUCGCAAACCAUGUCGCUUUUAUCACUCUUGCAGCGUGUAUCGACCCCACUUUCAUCGUUUUCAACACAAAACCAACAACAACAACCACAGCAGCAAUCGACACCUCUUUCAUCCUAUCCAUCAAACACUAGCUCGUUAAAUGACCAUCCUAUUUCCACUCUUGAACAGCUCUUACUUCAACUCCAAACCAUGUUAUUAUCUCAACAACAACCAUUCAUGCAGAAUUUAUUCAUGCAACAGCAGCAGCCUUCUCGUCAACAACAAGCACCUGAUCCAUUUCCACCGCAACAAAUGUUAUCUCUAUUGUUGCAUCAACCAUCAGUGUCUACGGUUGAAUUAUUGAAUACCUUGUCCUCUCCUUCCAUUGGUGUUGUUUCCGAAAGGAAUCUUCCCAACUCACACAGUGUGUACAGUUCUUCUUCGCUUCCCUUAAAUCCAAAUUCCUUUCUUAAUACAUUGACCGUUCCAUCCUCAACAACAACAACAUCACUCGAAUAUGAUCCCUCCCCAAAUUUUGUUUGUUCUUCUUCUCAACCACCAAAUACAUCUUCCUCAACGUACCUUUAUGAAGAAUCAUCGAAACAGAGCUCAAGUUCUGAACAGACUGAUCCUUAUUCUUCGCAACUUGAGAAUAAAAAGUCUUCAUCACAAUAA